AUGGCGUCGGCAUCUGCCAGUGUGGACUCCAAGGCAGAGCUGACUGCGCUUUUGGAACAGUGGGAAAGGGAACAACAAGGCAGUACACAGGAACUAGUAAACAUCCUCACCAAAAUAUCUGAGCUUGUCGAGAAGGAGACUGAGGAGUACCGCAAAGCGGAUCCAGACCCUUUUGAUGAUCGACAUCCUGGGAGAGCUGAUCCAGAAUGUGUAUUAGGGCAUUUGCUCAAGAUCCUCUUCAAGAAUGAUGAAUUCAUGAAUACAUUGGUGAAUAGUUAUGUGAUGGCCAGUAGAGAAAUUAGCCUCAAUGCAGAAGCUUGUCGCCUCCUUCAGAACAUCAUGCCUGGCCUGGAGACUGCCGUUGUCUUUCAGGAAAAGGAGGGGCUAGUUGAAAGGUUGUUCAAGUGGGCUCAGGAGGCCGAGCAGCCUCUCAGAAUCUAUGCCACUGGCUUGUUGGCAGGUGCCAUGGAGAACCAGGACAUUGCUGCCAACUACAGAGAAGAAAACUCUAUUUUGGUGCCAUUGAUGCUGCAUCGCCUUCGUGAACUUCAAGAUAAAGAUGUUGAAAACAAAAGAGAAAUUAAACGUCCUAGUCCCAGAAAAGCUCUGAACGAACCGUUGCUGCCUUUGGAUGAAGAGGCUGUUGAUGGAGGCUUUGAGAAGCCAUUUUCCCUCGGCCACAAUGGGUCUGAAACACAAGGACUGGAAUCUGAGGAGGAUAGUGAAAUUACCCUGUCCGCCUUGGAGUCUGAAAAUGAGCUUCCGUUUCACCUUAACAACCCUCACAAGACCAACAACUGUGCCACCUCGGCUGUUAAAAGCAUGAUGAAGCCCAUGUCUGCCUCGGGGUCACUUCUGCACCUUGGUACCUCGGAUGGUAGUAGUUACCUAAAAAGAAAAGCAGAAAAAGAGUAUGGCAGGACCUCAAAACUCAAGUUGAAUUUCUCCAUGCCUGAAGUAGAGAGGAAUAUAAGUGAGCUUUCCAACAGUAGCUGGUCUGAGAUGAGCCCAUGGGUGAUUGGUAACAACUACCGCUUAUCCCCCCUGACUCCUGAAAUCGAGCAGAGGCUCAUUUUGCAGUAUCUCACUCCCCUGGGAGAAUAUCAGGAGAUGUUGGCGGUGUUCAUGCAGAUGGGAGCCCGUGAGCUUCUGAUGCACUAUACUGAUUUAAAGCAGACCAACGAUGUACAGCUCACAUUUGAGGCUCUCAAGUAUUUGGCUUCUCUGCUGCUUCACAAAAAGUUUGCUGCGGAGUUUGUCGCACACGGAGGUGUUCAGAAAUUGCUGGAAAUUCCAAGGCCCUCUAUGGCUGCUACUGGGGUGUCUCUCUGCCUCUACUACCUUGCCUAUAACCAGGAUGCUAUGGAGCGGGUAUGCAUGCUGCCUCACUCUGUCUUGUCAGAUGUGGUUGGCUACACACUGUGGCUGCUGGAAUGUUCGCAUGCAUCCGGCUGCUGCCACGCAACCAUGUUCUUCUCCAUUUCCUUCUCUUUCCGUGCUGUGCUGGAGCUCUUUGACAAGCAGGACGGGCUUCGACGCCUCGUCAAUCUGAUUAGCACAUUGGAGAUACUGAACCCUGAUGACCAGGGAGCGCUUCUCAGUGAUGAUGAGAUUUUUUCCAGCAGGCAGACAGCCAAGCACACUUGCAUGGCGCUGCGCAGGUACUUUGAUGCUCACCUGGCCAUCAAGGUUGAGCAGGUAAAGCAGUCACUGCAACGCACAGAGGGAGGUGCUCCUAUUCACUCACAGCCCCACUACAAGGCAGUCAGUUACAGCCGUGAGCAGGUAGUGGAAAUGAUGGAGUUCCUCAUCGAGCGUGGCCCUCUUCGUUUAUAUUGGGAACCAGCAGAAGUCUUCCAUAAACUCUCUUGUAUCCAACUGCUCUUGCAACUCAUUUCUAUCGCGUGUGAUUGGAGGACCUACUAUGGCAGGAGUGACACUGUACGUUACGCACUUGACAUCCUGAGUAUUCUCACGGUAGUACCGAAGACUCAGAUGUUAUUAUCUGAGACGGUUACUGUUGUCAGUGAGGGCGGGUCUACUAUAUCUAGUGCUGGAAUGAACAUUGUCCUGUCAGUAGCAGAGGGAGAAGUGUUUGUGAAUGAUGCGGAGAUCCAGAAGUCUGCCCUGCAGGUUGUCAUUAACUGUGUCUGUGCUCCUGACAAACGCAUGUCCAGCAUUGGCAAGUUUAUUGCGGGCACUCCGCGUCGUCGCCUCCCCCAGAUGACCAAAGCGAGUGAGAAUGUGCUCACAAAAAUGUGGAAUGUAGUGCAGUCCAACAAUGGCAUUAAGGUGCUGCUGUCCCUACUGACGGUCAAGAUGCCAAUUACAGAUGCAGAUCAGAUCCGAGCUCUUGCCUGCAAAGCUCUGGUCGGUCUGUCUCGGUCCACUUCUGUCAGACAGAUCAUCAGUAAGCUACCGUUGUUCAGCAGCGGACACAUCCAGCAGCUCAUGAAGGAGCCUGUGCUCCAGGACAAACGCAGCGAGCAUGUCAAGUUUUGCAAGUUUGCGGCUGAGCUCAUGGAAAGAAUAUCAGGGAAACCCUUGCUGAUAGGUACUGAUGUAUCCCUCGCUUGGCUGCAAAGAGCAAGUGUGGUCGCUCAGUCGAGGAUCACCUUUCCAGAGAAAGAGCUGCUGCUACUUAUUAGGAACCAUCUUGUAGCCAAAGGCCUUCAAGACACGGCGACGGCUCUCACCAAAGAGGCAGAUCUCCCGAUGGCGUGUGUCUCUCAUUCAUCACUUUCUGCCUCUCCUUUUGUUGCUGUAACCCCCACUACCGCCGCCAUCACCACUCUACCUCGCACCCCACGACUGGCCAAUGGUGUGGGGUCAAGACUCAGCAACCAUCCCUCUCACUUACCAACUCAGUCACCCGGCCAUUUACAAGCACGCCCCUCAACAUCGCAACCUGUCGCACCCUCCACAACUGCUUUAGCCUCAACAUCUGUGCCUCACUGCAGCAACGGCUCUCCUCUGAUCGGACGAAUCGUUUUCUCUCGCGAGCGGCACACAUCGUGCAAUGUGAUGAGCUGCAAGAAAACUCGAGUUCUGAGGCAGAAGUCAGACCACGGCGCCUUCAGCCAAACACCAGCCAUAAAAAAACAGUUUGACAGGCACAUGCCCUCGCCACCUGCAUUAGACAGUAUCAUCACUGAGUACCUGCGGGAACAGCACGCGCGCUGUAAAAACCCAGUCGCAACCUGCCCGCCUUUUUCUCUCUUCACCCCUCAUCAGUGUCCUGAGCCCAAACAGAGACGACAAGCACCUAUUAACUUCACGUCCCGACACACAAGGAGGGUCAUCUACCCGAAAUACGGAGGAGUCGAUGGAGGAUGCUUUGACAGACACCUCAUUUUCAGCAGGUUUCGUCCAAUCUCUGUAUUUAGAGAAGCUGAUGAAGACGAGAGUGGAUUCAUGUGCUGUGCCUUCUCAGCUCGAGAGCGUUUCCUGAUGCUUGGAACCUGCACGGGCCAACUGAAACUCUACAAUGUUUUUACAGGCCAGGAGGAAGCCAGCUACAGUUGUCACAGCUCAGCCAUAACUCACCUCGAGCCCUCUCGGGAUGGCUCCCUAAUUUUAACAUCCGCCUCUUGGAAUUUCCCAACAUCUUCACUCUGGGGAAUGAAGUCUGUAUUCAUCAUGAAGCAUUCUUUUAUGGGUGACCAUUAUGUGGAGUUCAGCAAGCUGUCACAAGAUCGUGUCAUUGGGACUGAGGAGCAGCUAGCGCGUAUUUACGACAUCCAGACAGGGCAGGUGACACUGACUCUAAACAACCCAGACCUCGCUAAUAACUACAAGAGGAACUGUGCUACCUUCAACCCUACAGAUGACCUGGUAUUGAACGAUGGCGUGUUGUGGGAUGUGCGCUCAGCUCAGGCCAUCCACAAGUUUGACAAGUUCAACAUGAACAUCAGUGGCGUUUUCCACCCCAAUGGCCUUGAGGUCAUCAUCAACACAGAAAUUUGGGAUCUGCGAACCUUCCACCUGCUUCACACAGUUCCUGCCCUGGACCAGUGCAGGACAGUCUUCAACAACAAUGGGACUGUCAUUUAUGGAGCAAUACUGCAGGCUGAUGAUGAAGACGACAUGAUGGAGGUGCAGAUGAAAAGUCCAUUUGGUUCAUCUUUCCGGACUUUCAAUGCCACAGACUACAAACCUAUUGCCACUAUUGACGUCAAGAAGAAUAUUUUUGAUCUGUGUACAGACUCUAAAGACUGCUACCUUGCUGUGAUCGAGAAUCAAGACUCCAAUAACACGGACACGGUCUGUCGGCUUUACGAAGUUGGCCGACAAAGGCUCGCGGAGGAGGAGGAGGAUGAGGAAGAUCAGGAGGAUGAUGAUCAGGAGGAAGACGACGACGAAGACGAUGACGACUCUGAUGACGAUGUUGAUACAGAUCCUCUUAUAGCAGAGCUUGAGAAUGAGAAUGGUGGAGAUGAGGACGACGAUGGAAAUGAUGAGUUCUCUCCUUCUGACGAGGAAGUGGCUCGCCUUCUCGAGGAGGAGCUAGAUGGAGGGGAUGAGGAGGAUGAUGAUGACGACGACAAUGACGAUGACUCUGACAAUGACGAUGCAGAACUGGAUGUCCCUCAAACAGACAGCUCCGACAACUCUGACCUUGAGGAUGACAUAAUUCUGUCCCUGAAUGAGUGA
This is a messenger RNA of Nerophis lumbriciformis (worm pipefish), 4653 nucleotides long. Lineage: Eukaryota; Metazoa; Chordata; Actinopteri; Syngnathiformes; Syngnathidae. The record is from RefSeq and is a predicted model, not a curated record.